Coregonus sp. 'balchen' is the source of this 26659-nucleotide messenger RNA. The record is from the annotation of a GenBank genome assembly. NCBI's taxonomy places the organism in Eukaryota, Metazoa, Chordata, Actinopteri, Salmoniformes, Salmonidae.
GUCCACAGAAGGCAGCAAUCGGCUCAGCAGACAGGUAGAAGAUGGGAACGGGUCAGAUAUUGAAGGAUUUUGCACUGAGCGGACUUGUAGCGGCAAUGUUUUAGAAUAACCUUCCAUGCGCGCCUUGGAUUAUUCUCUGUUGUAUCGAUCACUGAUUACCACUGCGUACGGCUCGUGCAGGCUACUUCAGUUGUUAAUUUCAAUUCCUGAUCAUUGCAUUAGGUUAGUCAAUAAAAUCAAUCAUGGUCAUGUUCAUAAGGACAAUAUUGCUCUAUUGUUUUGUGAUUCUACACUCCAGAUCCGUUAAUUGCAUGGAGAGUGAACGUGAACUUUGCUACCCUAUUAGACUUGAUGACCAACAAUAUGAGAAGAAUGUUUUUGACAACGGCAAGGAUAUUCUUACGAGGAGAAUUGUUCUUAAAAUAAGCGCCUUCCAGCAGGAGCUAGUGCUUGAUUUACAUCCAGAUUCUAAUUUCCUUGCCCCCACCAUCUCUGCCUCCAGUCCAGCUGCAAGCGGGGACCUGAGCAGGUGUUUUUACUCUGGUUAUGUCAACUCAGACCGGCUUUCAUACGCAGCGCUGAGUCUGUGCAAGGGCUUGCAAGGCGCAUUCGGUUUCAGAGGCUGGGAAUAUUUCAUCAACCCUGUCCACAAUGACACCACUUCAGGAAAUACCAGGAGCGCCGAGAGCGUCCAUGUUAUCCGGCGCCGUAGCAACGAUAACCUCAAUGGUAACUCGACCUCCAGGUGCGCGGUGGACACGGGUCUGAGUCCCGAGGUCGCCGCGUCUUUGGAGAAAUACAAGCACUUAUACAAAGGGCACAAUGUGACUGAAACAAUGUUGAAAGGUAUCAAAGGUAGAUCCAAGAGAUUCGCCUCCAUCCCCAGAUACGUGGAGACGCUGGUCGUUGCCGAUGAGUCCAUGGCUAGUUUCCAUGGAGAUGACCUUAAACAUUACCUCUUGACCCUCAUGUCUGUGGCAGCUAGGCUCUACAAACACCCCAGUAUUCUCAACUCCAUCAACAUUGUAGUUGUGAAGUUCAUUGUGCUAACUGAUGACGACAAAGGACCCAAGGUCUCCGGCAAUGCAGCAAUGACGCUGCGUAACUUCUGCACUUGGCAAAAAAAGAUGAAUAAGAAUAACGACAAGCAUCCAGAGUAUUGGGAUACAGCCAUCCUGUUCACCAAGCAGGUAAAGUUUAGCUUUAUUUAUUCCGUCAACAUGGGGGUGCUCUCUCUCUGACACCUUGCGAUUAGCAUGGGAUGGAAGUUAGCUUAUUGCAAAGGUAUUGGGGCAGUAACCGAAAAGUUGCUAGUUUGAAUCCCCAAUCCUCUUAACCUUAAUUGCUCCAGGGUUUCCGUCAAUAAUGGUUGAUUCCUGCCCAUGACCCCACCUCACACUUGUACAGGUUUCCCACUCGUACAUGCAGUGAAACAGGAUACAUUUAAGCACCCCCUAUUUGACCUUUAAUGGUUUGCAAAUAUGCAUGCAUCUGUGCAAUUAGAAUGACUGUGUAAUUUGCAUGCAGAAUGAGGAUUAUUUUGAUGCAUUGAACCAUUGCAAUAGUUUGAAAAUGGGAAUAGAAUUGAAUGCACCACAUAAGCAGUCUAAUCCAGUCUAUAAUGCUGAACAGCAUCUUCAAUUAGUCAUCAGUGAGCUAUAGGCAAUUUGUUUGUCUAUGGUGGCAUAGGUGCCAUAUAAUAAAAUGUGUAUCACAAGGAGGUAUGGGAGCCUUGGCAUAGAUUAAUGUAAACCCAGUGGCACACAAGACAUAGCCGUAGACGUAAGCAUAGCUAAGCCAACCCAACCCCAGGUUUCAUAAAGUAGACACUGACUUGCUUUAUGCUUGUUCACAAAUCACAAUGCUUAUUUAUAAAAGGAUGGGUUCAGUGUGUUGUCCCUGCCCUUAAACGUUAAUUGAUUUGCACUCAAACACACUUUCACCUCUGGUGAACUCUGAGACAAUCCUCAGCUGUUGGGAGGGAGAAGUUGACAGAGAGGAAGAGGGAGAGAGGGGGAGAGGGAGAGAGAGGGGGAGAGCGAGAGAGAGAGAGAGAGAGAGGGAGAAGGAGUGGGAGAUGGAGAUUAAGAGGGAGAGAGAGGGAGGGAGAGAGAGAGGGAGAUGGAGGGCCGCGCCCACAGCACAGUGUGGACAGACCAGACCACCCAUUACUCACACAGCCAAACAACAAGACUCUACAUGCCACGUGGCCAACCGGCUGGCCAGCCCUAACACUGAAGUAAGGACAGGGAUGGACAUGGUCCAAGUUUACCAUUGCAACCAAAAAUAAUAACUCAGUCAGAGCAGAGUGGCAGUUAUUUGAAAUGGAAGUAAGUAAUAUUUUUGUUUCUGUUUUUCUGACAUAUUUUCUUUUUGAUUUAUUUCUACAUUUCAGGCAAGGUCAGAGUUGAAGUCCCUCCUUACAUUCCAACCAUUAUUAGAGAAGGUGUAGCUCUUUGACCCAAGAAGAGACAUGUGAACACUCACUUCUCAGCCAAGUUUCAGACAGCCAUGAUAUGACAGACAGGCAGGCAGACAGACAGACACUGAGACUUUAUACAGUCCUUUGUUUUCCUUAGUAAAGCAGGUUGUCCAUGGUUCACUGUCUUGAAGGCAGGCAUGCAUUUAGUGGGGAGAGAGAUUCAGACACCUCCAAUAGUAGCAGGGAAUACAGUUACCAUACAGUUACCUGCUGUAGUCUCAGAGCUUUCAUGUAAUAAAUAGAAUGGCAAAGCCAAACCUAAUGUCAGUGCAGUGCUGUACUCAACCACCCUUACUUGGCAGAUGUCAUUUAAAUAAUGUCAUAUUCCGGAUCAUGUCAUAUAGCACAUUAUGUCAUGGCCAAUUUCUUCAAGACCAAGUCACUGUACUUUCUAGCGAACAUACUGAACAUAAUAAUCCAAUAGGAAAUUGACCAACAAACUAAUUCAACUAGCUUAGUUAUUUUACCUGUGCUCUGUGACAAGGGAGUGCCAGUCAGUCUAUCAGUACCCCGAGGGAUGCAACAAUCGGAAGUGUCUUGUUUUAUGUGGACCUUCCCCACCCUGCCUUGUCUCCAGCUGUAAAUGCUCCGACCUGUCUCUCCCCACCUCCCCCAUUCCCCUCUGAGGAUGCCUGAUCUGCUCCCCAUUAAAUAUGCCCCUGGGGAAGAACACCAUGAACAUGUCAGAAAUUCCCCUAUCCUUCUCUCCCUCCCUCCAAGUCUCUGGGCUUGGCCGACUUGCUUGCCCCCGGUCUGAAACCACAGCAGCACUAAAGGAGGGAGAGCCUCGCAGCUGCAGCCAGCCGCAAGGGACAGGAGUCAGCACACCUCUCCUCUGCCUAGUGCACAUUUCUCAUCUGGGUUGUUGGCUCAGUUUUAGCUUUUUGAUUUAGAUCUGUUUGUGUGUAUUUCAAUUCAUUCCUGCGUUUCUACCAUGUGACCUCUACAGCAAUUACUUUUUGACCUAUUAACCUGUCACUCGUCAGUGUUGUUCACCUACACAUAUUGUGAAAAUCAUUAUGAAAGUUGAUUGAGAAUUGAUUGUCGGCUAUUCAAAAUACACUGGAGAUUUAAUACAAUUACACAAUAACUACACAAUUACACAUCUUGUUUCUUUUUAAUUUACCAUAGUGGUUUCCAGUUGGCUAAACCUUACCUUUAAUAUAGCCCAACUUUAUCGAGUCCCUCAGAUUUACACCUAAUAAAAGAGGCUUAGUAGCACUGUCAGUGUGGAGUGGCACAGUUGGCCAUCAUAAGUCACACACUUCCCUCUCAAAACCCCAAAAGUGACAAAGAAGCCUUGUAAGUCAUUUUAAGUGGCACCAUAUGAGCCUGUCAUCCUAAAACCACUAAAUAUAAACAGUCUCACGUCAGGCUAUAACCAAGUAAUUACACAUUAAUAACAUAACAGAGACUGACUGUUGUGUGUGUCAGCACGUUGGCUGUGGUAAAGAGUGGCAAAGAAUGGCAAUUUGGAUCAGCAUCACUAUUAGAAAAUGGAAUGUGUCAGAAUCAUAUCUCCAGGCGACGCUUUGGUUGGCUUAGUUGGCAGCUGUAUAGGCUGAAUGUAGGCUAGAAAAGUAAUGUCAAUCACAAUAGGCCUAUUAGAAGUGGAGUAGAUUGAUCAAACUUAAUUCAACAAGUUGGAUGAAUAUGUUAUCUCUAGAAUUACACGCUGCAGUCAUUGCCUUCACAGUAAUGUUGGUAACCAUACCGACCAUUGGCAAAAGGAUUUGUUAUGACCAGUGAGAAACUAUUCAGUUCUGUGAGGUAAAACCUUCCAAAGCAUGGGCUUGGGCUCAUAAUUUAAAAAGAUACUGUCAUGGGAAGUGGGAGAAAGAAAGACUUGAAACAAUCCGUUUCAGUUUAAAUGUAGCUCCCUCAGGCAUUCAGAUUAUUCCUCAUGACAAAUGAGUCUUAAUGUUCCUGAACAUUGGAGGGGACGUGAAAGACUAACAGAUCUCACCUUCAGCUGUGAAGCUGUCAUUAUGAGACCCAAUACUCCCAAUGGGCCCCUUACAACUACCACACAGCAGACCCUUGUGUGAAUUUCUUGACUUUCUUUUAUUGGCAGUAAUCUUAACUUCCUCCUCUCCUCUCACCCCACUCCCACUCUCUCCAGCUCUCCUUUCCAUUUCCACUCAUGUCUGUCUAUAAUAACAACACGUCUGAUUCAACAUGUUAAAGCUGAGUUGUGGUGGACACUGGUAUGUAGUCUGUGACUCAGAGAGAGAGCGAGUGAGAGAGAGAGAGAGAAAGAGAGAGUGAGGGGAUAGUGAGAGAGGGGAUAGAGAGAGAGGGAGAGAGAGGAGGGGGGAGAGAAGGGGGAGAGUGGGAGAACUAGAGAGAAAGAGAGAGUGGGAGAAGGUAGAGUGAAAGAGAGAGUGGGAGAAGGUAGACAAAUUGAGAGGGAGUUGGAGAGAUAGAGAGAGGAAGAGAGAGAAAUGGAAAGAGAAGGAGGGGUAAUGCACACAUGGAACAGUUUGGACGUUAUAAAAGCUUAAUGAAAGUCUGCUGUUUGUACCACCGGGUGCCAAUUGGGUCAGUGUUGCUUGAGGAGAGGAGCCGUCUUUGGCACAGUGACGAUGAAUAGGUUUUGCCAGACCUGGGGUGGUGGUGAUGCUGAUGAUGCAGUCAGCCGACCUUGGUCCAUAGCAGGAGACAGUCAUAGGACACUUUCCAUGCUUGUGGCAUAGGCAUUUUCAUUCUAAAUACCCAGCGGGCAUGACAUCACAAUGACGUAAUUUAAAUCAGUUUCUAACGCCAUUUCAACCAUUUUCCCCCUGCUGAGUAGGCACAUUAGAUAUAGAUGCCUGUGAAAGGGUCUUGAAAUGGUUUGCAAUCAACAGCACAAUGGCUCGAGGAAGGCACAGAUUGCGCCUGAUGUGAUGUUUACUUAUGCUGAGUUUAAUGUACUAUACUUAUGCGUAUUAUAUAGGCCACUCAGCUCUCACAGGGAGCCUCAGUUCUCCCCAUGGCUCCUUCCUUACUGCUCUGCAGCUUGCAGAGAUCGCACAGUAACGUCCACAGAAUGUGCAGUGUAUGUGAAAACCCCUUUUCCAAAAGAUUAGUAAUGGAUUCUGACCAUAAACCUGCCAGAUUCAUAUUUCCCCAGAGAGGGCUGGAGGGGAGAGUAACUCUACACUAAGUUUGCUAUUAACUUCCAUGAUAGACAGAUACACACCAGGGUAACAAGGGGGAAGGACACACCUAGCUAAGUAUUUCCAGAUCUUAUAAAACCCUGCCCGGUGAUACUGGUGGAUGAGACCAAGGUUUCCAGUUGUCGGUGCAAGCUGCUGCAGUUGUUGUUGUGCAACUUGUUUAGUGCCUAAUUCUUUCUCGCUGUUGCUCUUUUAACAUUGUGCAACAACAUGUUGCUUUUGAAUAUGCCUCCAGGCCCCUACUAAUCAGCCACCGGCUGAUUGAUUGAAUCACUGCAACUUUGAUUGGUUCCCAGCCCUACUCUGUUCUGUUGCAAUGCUGUGCAACAACAUGUUGCUUUUGAAUGUCCCCCCAGGCCUUACUGAGCCGUCACUAGCAACAUGACAUGUUAUGAAGGGGAGGGUAUCCUACUCUGUUCUAUGCCUGGUUCUGUGAAAAGAGGAAGUAACAUGCAGAAACAAGGUCACCAAAAAGCUGUGGGUCUUUUAAUUAUGAUUAGUCAGGAUUGGAACAAUAUUAUUGGUCAUUGUCAUUAAAGAGCUGGGUGAGUGAGUCCACACCGUGGAAAGAUGGAGAGGAUGGAGAGUCAGGAUUGGCGGUUGUGUGUGUGUGUGUGUGUGUGUGUGUAUGUGUGUGUGUGUGUGUGUGUGUGUGUGUGUGUGUGUGUGUGUGUGUGUGUGUGUGUGUGUGUGUGUGUGUGUGUGUGUGUGUGUGUGUGUGUGUGUGUGUGUGUGUGUGCGUGCGUGCGUGUCUGUGUUAAACAGCUGGGUGAGUGAGUCCACACCAUGGAAAGAUAUGGCGGAUGUGAAAAGUAGGUCAUUGGCAGAUGAAAACACAGCAGCUCAUUGCAGUUUAAUAUAUUUUCUCAUAGGCCCAGUGCAAUCAAAAACGUGAUUGUCCUGUGUUGCAAUCACUAGCACAUUAGAGGCUGCUGCCAGUAGACAUAGACUAGAAAUCACUGGCCACUUUAAGAAAUGGAACACUAGCCACUUUAAUAAUGUUUACAUAUCUUGCAUUACUCAUCUCAUAUGUAUAUACUGUAUUCUAUACUAUUCUACUGUAUCUUAGUCCAUGCCGCUCUGUCAUUGCUCGUCCAUAUACACGACCAGUCAAAAGUUUUAGAAAACCUACUCAUUCAAGGGUUUUUCUUUAUUUUUGAUAUUUUAUAUAUUGUAGAAUAAUAGUGAAGACAUCAAAACUAUGAAAUAACACAUAUAUAAUCAUGCAGUAACCAAAAAGUGUUAAACAAAUCAAAAUAUAUUUUAUAUUUGAGAUUCUUCAAAUAGCCACCCUUUGCCUUGAUGACAGCUUUGCACACUCUUGGCAUUCUCUCAACCAGCUUCACCUGGAAUGCUUUUCCAACAGUCUUGAAGGAGUUCCCACAUAUGCUGAGCACUUGUUGGCUGCUUUUCCUUCACUCUGCGGUCCGACUCAUCCCAAACCAUCUCAAUUUGGUUGAGGACGGGGGAUUGUGGAGGACAGGUCAUCUGAUGCAGUACUCCAUCACUCUCCUUCUUGGUAAAAUAGCCCUUACACAGCCUGGAGGUGUGUUGGGUCAUUGUCCUGUUGAAAAACAAAUGAUAGUCCCACUAAGCCUAAACCAGAUGGGAUGGCGUAUCGCUGCAGAAUGCUGUGGUAGCCAUGCUGGUUAAGUGUGCCUUGAAUUCUAAAUAAAUCACAGACAGUGUCACCAGCAAUGCACCCCCACACCAUAACACCUCCUCCUCCAUGCUUUAUGGUGGGAAAUACACAUGUGGAGAUCAUCCGUUCACCCACACCGCGUCUCACGGCGGUUGGAACCAAAAAUCUUCAAUUUGGAUUCCAGACCAAAGGACACGUUUCCACCGGACUAAUGUCCAUUGCUCGUGUUUCUUGGCCCAAGCAUGUCUCUUCUUCUUAUUGGUGUCCUUUAGUAGUUGUUUCUUUGCAGCAAUUCGACCAUGAAGGCCUGAUUGACAAGUCCCCUAUGAACAGUUGUUGUUGAGAUGUGUCUGUGACUUGAGCUCUGUGAAGCAUUUAUUUGGGCUGCAAUUUCUGAGGCUGGUAACUCUAAUUAACUUAUCCUCUGCAGCAGAGCUAACUCUGGGUCUUCCAUUCCUGUGGCGGUCCUCAUGAGAGCCAGUUUCAUCGUAGCGCUUGAUGGUUUUUACGACUGCAUUUGAAGAAACGUUCAAAGUUCUUGAAAUGUUCCGUAUUGACUGACCUUCAUGUCUUAAAGUAAUGAUGGACUGUCGUUUCUCUUUGCUUGUUUGAGCUGUUCUUGCCAUAAUAUGGACUUGGUCUUUUACUAAAUAGGGCUAUCUUCUGUAUACACCCCCUACCUUGUCACAACACAACUGAUUGUCUCAAACGCAUUAAGAAGGAAAGAAAUUCCACAAAAUAACUUUUAAGAGGGCACACCUGUUAAUUUAAAUGCAUCACCUCAUGAAGCUGGUUGAGAGAAUGCCAAGAGUGUCUAAAGCUGUCAUCAAGGCAAAGGGUGGCUGUAGGAAGAAUCUAAAAUAUAAAAUAUUUUUUGAUUUGUUUAAUACUUUUUUGGUUACUACAUGAUUCCAUAUAUGUUAUUUCAUAGUUUUGAUGUCUUCACUAUUAUUCUACAAUGUAGAAAAUAGUAAAAAUAAAGAAAAACACCUGAAUGAGUAGGUGUUCUAAAACAUUUGACCGGUAGUGUAUGUAUAUAUUCUUAAUUCCAUUCCUUGCUUAGAUUUGUGUGUAUUGGGUAUAUGUUGUGAAAUUCUUAGAUAUUACUUGUUAGAUAUUACUGCACUGUUGUAGCUAGAAGCACAAGCAUUUCGCUACACCCACAAUAACAUCUGCUAAACACGUGUAUGUGACAAAUACAAUUUGAUUUGAUUUUAUAUAUAUUUCCACACAAUGAGGUUGAAAUAAUACUAUGAAAUUGUGUAUGAUGAUAAUGCCCUUUUAGUGUAAGAGCUGUUUGAAAAGAUGCCUGAAAUUUCUGCCUGUAUUGGUGGGAUGGAGUUUUGGCCUGCCUGAUGAUAUCACCAGGUGGUAAAUUAGUUAAUAGACCAAUAAGAAAGAGAGUUCUAAACCUCUCUGCCAAUAACAGCUAGUUUUCAGUGUUCCCCUCCCCACUCAGACCACUCCCAGACAGUCGUAGAAAAAUUAUUGCUUGAAAAAUUGCUCUUUGCUAAGAAGCUAUUUUUGUUUCUUUUUGACUAUUUUAAUUGAAAAAAAUCACAGGUACUUGUUAACCAGAAAUUAUUUGAUAUUGAGAUAAAAACACACAUGCGCACGCACACACAAACACACACACACACACACACACACACACACACACACACAUGCACAAACACACAAAGGCAAGCACACACACAGGCGAGCACAGCAUGCAUACACACAUCUGGAUUAGACAGUCAUCUUCUAACAAUUGUGGUGUAUACUGGAAAUAAUUUGUCACAGUACUUUAAGUCUUCAGUUUGGAUAUACUUGUAAAUACCAGAUCAAAGCUGAGAGGAGCUUUGGGAUCGAGGGUUUUUACUGUGUGUUUGUGGAAGAUUCUACUCUAGUGUGCACAGCCUCGCAUCAGAGCAAUACAAAACAUUCUUAAUGUAUUUCUGAGCACCUCCAACAUGUAUGAUACCUACUAAUGGUCUAGUUACUUUAGACAGAAACUAAAGUAGGGUGAUUGGUUGGGCGUAAUCUGCGACCAUCUAGCAAUCUAAAGGUUGUGUGUUCGAGUCACGUCGGGAACAACUGUAUGAUUUUAACUAACCCUUCCCCUAACCUUUAUUCUAAACUUAACCCAAUUCACCUAACCUACUACGUAAAUUCACCUAACCUUUGUUGUUUUAGUUCCCCUAACCUUUCACGUAAUUUAUCCUAACCUUUGUUGUUAGUCCCCCUAACCGCCAGCGUAAAUUCUCCCCGUAAAUCUACUUUGUUGUUACACACAACAAGCAACCUGGUCUCAGAGAAAGACGUAUAAUACUACAUGUCCUCCAAGAUGUUUGAUAACUUCCGUCAUCCAAUUCGUAUUCUAUUUUACGACCAGGUAAGAUGUAUGAUACUAUACGUCCUCUAAUUUCUAUGAUAUUGUACGACCGCUAUUCCAUUCAUAAUGUAACCUGACGUCACGUAACAUACUGUAUCAUACUAAAUUGAGUGUCACAGAUUGACUUAAAGAAUAAUACAAAUUGCCCUGAGACCAUGUUGGUGUGCAUGGAUAUUCUCAAUAGUAAUGAUGGGUGUAUGUAUAAGGCGUUAGCUCAGCUCUAAUGGUUGACCAUGGCAUUGCUGUUUGUAAGUACUGCUGGAAAGUCAAUUUUAAGACCAAUUUGGGCAGAAGGGCAUUGCUCCAUGGGUUUUUUGGGUACUGCCUGGUUGUCAGUGAGGCCUGUGAUAAUGAGCUCCAAAUUGGUCCUCACUCACUAGCAUCCAUUGUGUUUAAAACAGUGUGGUGCAGAAAUAUAGGUCAAUUGGAAACUUGCUACUUGGCAGAACAAUUGGAGGCAUUUACAUAAACUCAAGUACAGGUAGAUUGAAUGUGUUGCGGGGGUUUCCAGAAAGCAAUGCCUAUUGGGAGAACGUGACACCUCAUGGCAAGCCAAAGCAGAUGUGUUAGAAUGAUUUGUCACAGCAUAAUGACACCCAAUACAAUCACUAUAUAUAGUACAUACUACUGUGUUGUCCUCAUCUUUCAAGUUCUUAAAAGCACGACAAGUAAGAGGGUCAAAUUUUCUCGACAGCAAGGGAAUAUCCUAAUAAAAUCUCAGAACAGCAAUAGAAAUGUAAUUUCCAUGUGUAAUGGGAGAGAUGAGUGAGAUGAGUUUGUAAGAGAGCUGAGUGUGUUUGUCUGACCAGUGUGUGUGUGUGUUAUCUCCUAUCCAGGACCUGUGUGGAGCCUCCACCUGUGACACCCUGGGCAUGGCUGACGUGGGCACCAUGUGUGACCCCAAAAGAAGCUGCUCUGUGAUAGAAGACGACGGCCUGCCCUCCGCCUUCACCACUGCUCAUGAGCUUGGUGAGUGCUCUGUCACAUCCCCUCAGUCCAUCCUCCAGGGCUGGAAUUGGAUGUUCAGUUUACUUCAUGAAUUGACUGAAUUGACCCAAUGGGGUGAACCCAUUCACCCAAACCUGCUGUCCUCUCCAAACCCCACUCUCAUGGUCAUUGAGAACCCAAAGCUGCUGUUUUGUCAGUGUGCCAAGAAUAGUUACUCAAAAGUGACCCAGAUUUCCUCUUUAUAGUUUGAACAGUAUCAGCGCUGAUAUAAUAUUACACCUCCUUUCAGAAUACCUGAGCAACUUAAAAUAAUUUUGUAAAUGUCUAGUGUUUAUUGACUGACAAAAACAACAAGCCAUAUGACUUAUGCCGCCCAAGUAAAUCUAGUAAGUAAUAUAUUGACUAACAAAGAUGAAUGAGACAGUUGACGGUAAUGUCUCCCUUCCUUCCUCUUCCUGCUAUAGGCCACGUGUUCAACAUGCCGCAUGACAAUGUGAAGGCGUGUGAGGAGACGUUUGGGAAGCUGAAGGACAACCACAUGAUGUCCCCUACCCUGAUCCAGAUCAACAGGACCAGCCCUUGGUCCCCCUGCAGCGCAGCCAUCAUCACUGACUUCCUGGACAGUGGACAUGGUGAGUCAGCACAACCUCUGACCUCUAACCCCUGACACUCACACAUAGGCAUGUACGCACAGCACAUACCUGACCCCUGACUAAAGUGUGGUAGUGGUAAAGAGAUAUGUGGGUAACCCUUGAGUGCUGCUGGUAAAUAAGUGGGCAAACCCUUAUGCAAAACCCAUUUAUCUUGCGUAAUAGGUGGGAAAACCCUACAAGGUUGGUAAACUGCCUGGACAGUGGACAUGGUGAGUCAUCCUGACUCUUACCCUCUGACCCCUAACCCCUGACCCUUGUUGUGUAGAACAUGAGGAAGGAAUGUAGGGAGAGUGUUUGAUAAAGAGGUGUGAGUGAGUCUCAGCUGAACUCAGUCUCACUGUGGUGCUUCAGGCCCCCCCUUAUAACACACUCACUGGUUGACAACAUACAGUACAAACAUCUUGUGUUGUGUUGGCAACAGGACUGCUGAUGGCUGAUCACAUUGAGAGAGCACAUGCCCAUCCUAACGUGCUGCUGGACACAUAAUCACAGAGCCUGUUCUGUUCCUGUUCCUGUUGUGUCCCUGUCACAAACAGAGUCACACAGUCUAGCCUGUUAUCUGUUGCCACUUGGUCAGUAACCAGGGGGCUAUGAAGCCUGGGGUUGUUAAGGAGCAGGCUGACUUACUUCGCAAUGCAGACAUUUGUCUCUUGAUUUUUCUCAAUUCAGCUUGAUAAGAUAAAAUAGAUAAGAUGGAAGUUAUUGUCCCUGAAAGGGAAAUGUGUUUUGAACAUUUAAAUUGCUUAACAUUAUGAUUAUGAGUCUUCAAAUAGUCCAAGAAUGUAAUAACCUCUUAGCCAUGAAUAUAACCUGAUGGGGUAACAGCAGCUAUAAUAUAGUUGUCCCUGUCGUAAAGACAAAUCAUGAAUCAGAUAACUCUAAACGGGACAUGUGCACAGACCAGACAGGCUACCCUCAUUGUAACAUUGCAUGCACUCACAAAACGUUACAAUACAGACAGAGAGAGAGAACUCUCUCUACAGACAUCCUACUCUCUUGAAUAUGGAACGUGUGCCAAGCAGGGCAAACCAUAAGGUCUGGACCCAGAUCAGUGACAAACUGUUAUUUCAAGGCCUACUAUCCUGAACAUAUGUCCCAAAUUAGAGGGGCUGUCGUACCAAGAACCACCGCAGUGGUUUGGGCAGCUAGGUGUAGUCCCCAAUGCUUCCCACGCAGGUUCAAAUAGAAUAGAAGAAAAACGCUCUGUUCGUUCCAUUCUAUUUUUAUGCCCUUUUCAGGACAUUUUCCCUCAGGACAGAGAAGAGUAGACAACGACAAUGGCUGGUUCACAGUAGCACAAGCACGCACGCAUGCACACAAGUUAGGAGUGCCUUGAGACGUUAGGAGUGUGUCUCUUUGUUAACAACAGCUGGUGCACGGUCUCUAAUGUUAAGGAAGUUAUGGCACUCAACAACCUGUAUAGGUCCAUAUGCAAACAAGAAAAUGUACACCCAGAGGCGGCGCUUCUCGUGGCCGGUGAUUUUAAUGCAAGGAAAGUGAAAUCCAUUUUACCUCAUUUUAUAGGUCCAUAUAGCAUGUCACCUGUGCAACUAAAGGCCACAAAAUUCUAGAUCACCUUUACUCCACGCACAGAAACGUAUACAACGCUCUCCGUCGCCCUACCUGAUUCCUGCUUACAAGCAAAAAACUCAAACAGGAAGUACCAAUGACGCGCUCAAUACGGAAGUGGUCCGAUGAAGCACUACGGGACUGUUUCGCUAGCACAGACUGGAAUAUAUUCCAGUAUUCAUCCGAUAACAUUGAGGAGUUUACCACAUUUAACAAUUUUUUUUAAAUUUUUUGUCAUUUAGCAGACGCUCUUAUCCAGAGCGACUUACAGUAGCAAUUAGGGUUAAGUGCCUUGCUCAAGGGCACAUCGACAGAUUUUUCACCUAGUCGGCUCAGGGAUUAGAACCAACAACCUUUCGGUUACUGGCACUACGCUCUUAACCACUAAGCUACCUGCCGCCCCACAUCAGUCACCGGCUUCAUUAAUAAAUGCAUCAACUACGUCUUCCCCACCGUACGUACAUAUCCCAACCAGAAGCCAUGGAUUACAGGCAUGCCAUGGAUUUGUGUGUGAACGCACUGAGCUAAAGGCUAGAGUUGCCGCUUUCAAGGAGUGGGACAUUAUCCGGACACUUAUAAGAAAUCCCGCUAAGACCUUCGUCGAGCCAUCAAACAGGCAAAGCGUCAAUACAGGACUAAGAUCAAAUCCUACUACGCCGGCUCUGAUGCUCAUCGGAUUUGGCAGGGCAUGCAAAUUAUCAUGGAUUACAAAGGGAAACCCAGCCGUGAACUGCCCUGUGACACGAGCCUACCAGACGAGCUAAAUGCCUUCUAUGCUCGCUUCAAGGCAAGCAACACUGAACCAUGCAUGAGAGCACCAGCUGUUCCGGACGACUGUGUGAUCUCGCUCUCUGUAGCCAAUUUGAGUAAGACCUUUAAACAGGUUAACAUUCACAAGGCUGCGUGGCCAGACAGAUUACCAGGACACGUACAAGGAGCAUGGGCUGACUAGCUGGCAAGUGUCUUCACUGACAUUUUCAACCUCUCCCUGACCCAGUCUGUAAUACCUACAUGUUUCAAGCAGACCACCAUUGUCCCUGUGCCCAAGAACGCCAAGGUAACCUGUCUAAAUGACUAUCAUCCCGUAGCACUCACAUCUGUAGCCGUGAAAUGCAUGGCUCACAUCAACACGAUCAUCCGAGACACCCUGGACUCACUUCAAUUUGCAAACCGCCCCAACAGAUUCACAGAUGAUGCAAUCUCUAUUGCACUCCACGCUGCCUUCUCCCACCUGGACAAGAUGAACACCUAUGUGCGAAUGCUAUUCAUCGACUACAGCUCAGCGUUCAACACCAUAGUGCCCUCCAAGCUCAUCACUAAGCUCAGGACCCUGGUACUGAACACUUCCCUCUGCAACUUGAACCUGGACUUCCUGGCGGGCCUCCCGCAGGUGAUGAGGGUAGGCAACAACACAUCCGUCACUCUGAUCCUCAACACGUGGGCCUCUCAGGGGUGCAUGCUUAGUCCCCUCCUGUACUCCCUGUUCACCAAUGACUGCGUGGCCAAGCACGACUUCAACACCAUCAUUACGUUUGCUGUUGAUGAUGACACAACGGUGGUAGCCCUGAUCACCGAAGAUGAUGAGACAGCCUAUAGGGAGGACGUCAGUGACCUGGCAGUGUGGUGUCAGGAGAACCUCUUCUCAACGUCAGCGAGACAAUGGAGCUGAUUGUGGACUACAGGAAAUGGAAGGCCAAGCAUGCCCCCAUCCACAUCGACGGGGCUGUAGUGGAGCGGAUCGGGAGCUUCAAGUUCCUCGGUGUCCACAUCACUAAGGAAUUAACAUGGUCCACACACACCAACACAGUCGUGAAGAAGGCAACACAACUCCUCUUCCCCCUCAGAAGGAUGAAGAUAUUUGCCAUGGGCCCUCAGAUCCUCAAAAUGUUCUACAGCUGCACCAUUGAGAGCAUCUUGACUGGCUGUAUCACCACUUGGUAUGGCAACUGCUUGGCAUCCGACCCUUUUUUCUUCUCCCGGACAAUUAGCCAGUGCUCAUUUUAUCGCCUUUUCUAAAUAAAAAAAAUCGCCCAAAAGCUGGCUUUUACCGGCUAACAGAAAUCCUGCACUGGACGAGUGACCAGGAAGAUUUUCAUUUAUCGGACAUUUGAGAAAUGUACUGGUCAUCGAACCCAUUAGGGCGUCCACCCAUGCAGCUAUCGGCAUCAAUAACUGAGGGCUAUUGGCCAAAUUAUUUACAUGUCAUUACAAAAGCACUCUUCCUUGUGUUUCGAUUUUCGAUGUGUUGCAUAUGCAAAAUUUUAAAGCAUAUGGUUUUAUUGGUUUUUACUUUCCUAAAACAAUAAUUGUCAACCUCACGGUUCAGCUGUUGUAGAUUUGAGCACUAAAUGCAUCAGGGAAUUGCAUGCAAAUAGGCCUAUAGGCUUAGGCAUCCACUAUAUGAUAUUAAUAUUUAAAAAUAAAAUAUAAAGGAAUAGAAGCUUAGGCCUAGCCCCAGAGAGAGAGAGAGAGAUACAUAUACAGUGAGGGAAAUAAGUAUUUGAUCCCCUGCUGAUUUUGUACGUUUGCCCACUGACAAAGACAUGAUCAUUCUAUAAUUUUAGUGGUAUGUUUAUUUGAACAGUGAGAGACAGAAUAACAACAAAAAAAUCCAGAAAAACGCAUGUCAAAAAUGUUAUAAAUUGAUUUGCAUUUGAAUGAGGGAAAUAUUUGACCCCUCUGCAAAACAUGACUUAGUACUUGGUGGCAAAACCCUUGUUGGUAAUCACAGAGGUCAGACGUUUCUUGUAGUUGGCCACCAGGUUUGCACACAUCUCAGGAGGGAUUUUGUCCCACUCCUCUUUGCAGAUCUUCUCCAAGUCAUUAAGGUUUUGAGGCUGACGUUUGGCAACUCGAACCUUCAGCUCCCUCCACAGAUUUUCUAUGGGAUUAAGGUCUGGAGACUGGCUAGGCCACUCCAGGACCUUAAUGUGCUUCUUCUUGAGCCACUCCUUUGUUGCCUUGGCCAUGUGUUUUGGGUCAUUGUCAUGAUGGAAUACCCAUCCACGACCCAUUUUCAAUGCCCUGGCUGAGGGAAGGAGGUUCUCACCCAAGAUUUGACGGUACAUGGCCCGGUCCAUCGUCCCUUUGAUGCGGUGAAGUUGUCCUGUCCCCUUAGCAGAAACCACCCCCCCCCAAAAGCAUAAUGUUUCCACCUCCAUGUUUGACGGUGGGGAUGGUGUUCUUGCAGUCAUAGGCAGCAUUCCUCCUCCUCCAAACACGGCGAGUUGAGUUGAUGCCAAAGAGCUCCAUUUUGGUCUCAUCUGACCACAGCACUUUCACCCAAUUCUCCUCUGAAUCAUUCAGAUGUUCAUUGGCAAACUUCAGACGGGCCUGUAUAUGUGCUUUCUUGAGCAGCGGGACCUUGCGGGCGCUGCAGGAUUUCAGUCCUUCACUGCGUAGUGUGUUACCAAUAGUUUUCUUGGUGACUAUGGUCCCAGCUGCCUUGAGAUCAUUGACAAGAUCCUCCCUUGUAGUUCUGGGCUGAUUCCGCACCGUUCUCAUGAUCAUUGCAACUCCACGAGGUGAGAUCUUGCAUGGAGCCCCAGGCCGAGGGAGAUUGACAGUUCUUUUGUGUUUCUUCCAUUUGCGAAUAAUCGCACCAACUGUUGUCACCUUCUCACCAAGUUGCUUGGCGAUGGUCUUGUAGCCCAUUCCAGCCUUGUGUAGGUCUACAAUCUUGUCUCUGACAUCCUUGGAGAGCUCUUUGGUCUUGGCCAUGGUGGAGAGUUUGGAAUCUGAUUGAUUGAUUGCUUCUGUGGACAGGUGUCUUUUAUACCGGUAACAAGCUGAGAUUAGGAGCACUCCCUUUAAGAGUGUAUAAAUACCUGUAUAAAAGACACCUGGGAGGCAGAAAUCUUUCUGAUUGAGAGGGGGUCAAAUACUUAUUUCCCUAAUUAAAAUGCAAAUCAAUUUAUAACAUUUUUGACAUGCGUUUUUCUGGAUUGUUUUGUUGUUAUUCUGUCUCUCACUGUUCAAAUAAACCUACCAUUAAAAUUAUAGACUGAUCAUUUUUUUGUCAGUGGGCAUACGUACAAAAUCAGCAAGGGAUCAAAUACUUUUUUCCCUCACUGUAUGCCAGUGGUAUGCUACGACACCUACACUACCAGUCAAAAGUUUGGACACAUCUACUCAUUCAAGGGUUUUUCUUUAUUUUUACAUUUUUUUUUACAUUGUAGAAUAAUAGUGAAGACAUCAAAACUAUGAAAUAACACAUAUGGAAUCAUGUAGUAACCAAAGAAGUGUUAAACAAAUCAAAAUAUAUUUUAUAUUUGAGAUUCUUCAAAAUAGCCACCCUUUACUUUGAGGACAGCUUUGCACACUCUUGGCAGUCUCUCAACCAGCUUCAUGAGGUAGUCACCUGGAAUGCAUUUCAAUUAAUAGGUGUGCCUUCUUAAAAGUUAAUUUGUGGAAUUUCUUUCCUUCUUAAUGCGUUUGAGCCAAUCAGUUGUGUUUUGACAAGGUGACAGAAGAUAGCCCUAUUUGGUAAAAGACCAAGUGCAAGAACAGCUCAAAUAAGCAAAGAGAAACAACAGUCCAUCAUUACUUUAAGACAUGAAGGUCAGUCAAUACGGAACAUUUCAAGAACUUUGUUUCUUCAAAUGCAGUCGUAAAAACCAUCAAGCGCUACGAUGAAACUGGCUCUCAUGAGGACCGCCACAGGAAUGGAAAACCCAGAGUUACCUCUGCUGCAGAGGAUAAGUUAAUUAGAGUUACCAGCCUCAGAAAUUGCAGCCCAAAUAAAUGCUUCACAGAGCUCAAGUCAUAGACACAUCUCAACAACAAUUGUUUAUAGGGGACUUGUCAAUCAGGCCUUCAUGUUCGAAUUGCUGCAAAGAAACCACUACUAAAGGACACCAAUAAGAAGAACAGACCUGCUUGGGCCAAGAAACACGAGCAAUGGACAUUAGACCAUUGGAAAUGUGUCCUUUGGUCUGGAGUCCAAAUUGGAGAUUGUUGGUUCCAACCGCCUUGUCUUUGUGAGACGCGGUGUGGGUGAACGGAUGAUCUCCGCAUGUGUAAUUCCCACAGUAAAGCAUGGAGGAGGAGGUGUUAUGGUGUGUAAGGGCUUUUUUACCAAGAAGGAGAGUGAUGGAAUGCUGCAUCAGAUGACCUGGCCUCCACAAUCCCCCGACCUCAACCCAAUUGAGAUGGUCUGGGAUGAGUCGGACGGCAGAGUGAAUGAAAAGCAGCCAACGAGUGCUCAGCAUAUGUGGGAACUCCUUCAAGACUGUUGGAAAAGUAUUCCAGGUGAAGCUGGUUGAGAGAAUGCCAAGAAUGUGCAAAGCUGACGUAAAGUCAAAAGGUGACUAUUAGAAGAAUCUCAUAUCUCGAAAUAUAUUUUGAUUUGUUUAACACUACAUGAUUCCAUAUGUGUUAUUUCAUAGUUUUGAUGUCUUCACUAUUAUUCUACAGUGUAGAAAAUAGUAAAAAUAAAGAAAAACCCUUGAAUGAGUUGGUGUGUCCAAACCUUUGACUGGUACUGUACAUGAAUUUAUUUAUCCUUGUCAGAUAGGCUACUGCGUCUGCUAUAUAGAUAUACAUACAGAAGGAGGCUAAUUCGUUAAUAUUUUAUCAAAAUAUUAUUUUUUAUAAAGAUAAGCAUUAUAUUGUUAGAUUAUAGGAGAAUAUUUGGUACGUCCAAAUCUUUCUUCCUCACUUCAAGUUCUACUGUCAUAGUCAGUUGGAGUGCCAGUGCCCACUGCCUUCAUAUCAUAGGCCUGCAGUAGCAUUUAAUAGGCUAAUAGCCACACCACACCAAACCUUCACCAAAGUUUCUAAACUUAAGGUAAGGUAAUAUCAUAAGUAAGUCAAGUUAUUGCUAAAGGGAAAAUACAAGCAGGAUAUUAUAUCAGAGCAAACACAACAUUACAGUUGGAACUUCAUUUGGCCAAAGAAAAUGGCUCAACAGAAUGAAACAAAACACUUGCGAACUGGUUUAAACCUUCACAAAAGUUUUGAACAGGCUAUAUUGCAGGAAUUAUCAAGAAAGUCUAGGUCCUACCGUACCCAACAAGUGACAGCAAUGGGCUAAUUAUAUUUAUUUUACAACAGGCUUACUUUAUAACCUAUCUUAAACUAAAUGCACACAAUUUAAAAGAUAGAUCGAACUUCAUUUAGCCAACGACAAUCUCUCAACAGAAUGAAACAAAACACAUUUUACAUAGGCUAUUUAAAGAACUGGUUUAGACUAAUAAAUAGGCCUACAAUAAUGAUGAUAAAACUAAUUAUUAUAAAUACAUUUGUUUUAAUAAAUUAAGUUCCAAAAAUGCAUCCUAUCUAAAUAGCGAGUUGCACAGUAGCCUGCACAUGGCCAUUUGUGUGGUAUUAAAAAAGAGUCUGCUAAUGUCUUCUAUCAUGCAAAUGACGUAGAAUGCAUGAAAUGCAUUUAUAAAAGGCAAUAAGAAAUCUAGACCCUGCAGUAAAAUAAAUCCCCAUGUGUGGAAAUCAUAAAAAUGCAUCUGCUCAACUGUAUGCUACGCAAAUGUGAUUAUAGAUGCAUGCAAGGUGCUACAAUUAUUAUUAUUUUUAAAUACACACACACAAUUUAAUUCCACUAAAUUAUGCGAAUUAACCUAUAAGCUGAUAAGCAUGACUGGUCAAAUGUAUUUACAUCGACUGGCAUUUCCCUCCAUGAAUAGGUUAAAAAGCAUAAUUUUGCAAUGGGAUUUUUUCUUCUCCCGGCCAAGGUGCCAAUUUAUUUAUCUGCUUUUCAGAUUUUUUUAGGCCAAAAGCGGGCUAUUACCCGCUAAAGUAAACCCUGUUACAUAUCUACCUCAAUUACCUCAUUCCCCUGCACAUCGACUCGGUACUGGUACCCCAUGUAUAUAGCCAAGUUAUUGAUACUCAUUAUGUAUUUAUUCCUCGAGUUAUAUAUAUAUAUAUAUAUAUAUAUAUUUACUCUCUGCAUUGUUGGGAAGGUCCUGUAAGUAAGCAUUUCACUGUUAGUAUACCCCUUUUGUUUACGAAGCAUGUGACAAAUAAAAUGAGAUUUUAGUGUAUUGAGAAGUUAGGAGUGUCUCGCUGAGUGCUAAAUCACAGACGUUCCGACUCUUCCAAUUCAGUAAUUUUGUGACAGCAGCCUCAGUCUGGCCUUUUGAUGUUGUGUAACACAGGCCUGUCAAACCCCAACUAUUAUUAGACUUUUCCUGGAAACAGCUAGGUCCUCUGCUCUGUGCUUCUUCUUAUCGUAACUCCACUCUGCAGGGCUUUCGACACUCAGCUGUGCUGUCUUAGGUCAGUUAAUUUGCAUGUACCUGUUUGUGUGUGUGUGUGUGUGUCUGUGUGCAUGUGUGUGCGUGCACGUGUGUGUGUGUGUGUGCAUAUCUGUGUGCUUGUGUGUGUGUAUGAUCGUUACUCCACUCAGCAGGGCAGAGGCAGACACAUAUGGAACAGCACACUGAGGGGUUAAACUAGACUUGGCCGAGUCAAGUGAUUGUGUGUGUAUGUUUUAGGAGGCAGACGUACCCCCUCCUGUGUGUGUGUGUGUACGUGCGUGCGUGUGUUUGGUUGGGGUUGGUCUUUAACAGCUCAGUGUAAUGAACCAUCAGCAGUUUCUGAAGGGCCGUCUUCAAAGGGGUCGACGUCACAGGGUCACAACUGGGUGGCUGGCUGAGAGGCUGUGCACUUGUUUAAUCUGCACACACAUGCACGCACACAGAGAUACACACACACUCACGCCAACAUUUUCAAAUCCUCACGUGCAAAGGGUUUCAGAAAAAGAAAAAAAGAGAAAGGAUGCUAAAAGACAGAGCAGUUAAACACUUGAAUUCCAGGCACUUGAAUACAGUAAACUCAACCUUACUGAGAGUUGGAGUGAAAAACCUCUGUUGGUGUAGCUGUGUAACUCAUGGCCUGUAUCUGUCUCUCUCUGUUCACUAGGUGAGUGUCUGCUGGAUCAGCCCCUGAAGCCUCUGGCCCUGCCUGAAGUCCUCCCUGGAUCAUCCUACAGCCUGGACCGGCAGUGCGAGCUGGCCUUUGGAGAUGGCUCCAAGCCUUGUCCCUUCAUGCAGCCGCCCUGUGGUCGGCUCUGGUGUACAGGGAAGUCCCGGGGCCAGCUAGUGUGUCAGACACGUCACUUCCCCUGGGCUGAUGGCACCGCCUGUGGGGAUGGAAAGUUGUGUAUGAGGGGCGUCUGCAUGGAUAAGAUGGAUAUACACAAGACUAAGGUAAGGCUCUGAGAUAUGCACAUGCACGCUCAUGCAGUUGGCAGGCAGGCACACAUACACACAAACACACACACACACACACACUCGUCAAACACUUGUGAAACACUCAUCAACACACUUCAUACACUUAAAGCUUUCAAGCAAUUCUCACACCAGUGUGCGAUAUGUCAUGUCAGUAGAGACGUGAAUCCACUACCACUGUGGUGUGAAUGACGCAAGCCACAUGUUGUCAAACAUACUUAUUUAGGCCUUUUAGUCAUGCUGGAGCAAAGGCCACUGACAUAGACCAUUUUGUCAUAUCUCUUAUAAGAACCAUGUAAUAACACUUUAAUAACACUGUUAUAGCCGUAUAAUAACCUGUUAUAACCUCACCUCAGGUGGACGGGCGGUGGGGGAGGUGGGGUUCGUUUGGCUCCUGCUCCCGUACGUGUGGCGGGGGUGUCCAACUGGCCAAGAGGGAGUGUAACAACCCAGUGCCCUCCAACGGGGGCAAAUACUGCCAAGGGGUCCGGGUCAAGUACCGCUCCUGUAGCCUGAACCCCUGCCCUGACGCAGGUAAGAGUCGGCCCAAUUCCUAUAUUUAAUUACCUAAUCCUCUCCAUUCCCUUUGGGACAUAUUGUAAGCUCAAUGAGCUCACUCCACUUCUUCCGGAGCGUGGCAACAUGUUGUACCUUGCUCCAAGAGAGGUUGAUCCCUGCCUGGUCAUCCCUCAAAACCUACAACUACUUUACUCAAUUACUUUUACUUUAUUACAUUUAGUUUUACAGGGACGGUGCACAUUAAUCAACAUUACUGUAAAUGUGCUAACCUGUAUGGUUGGUCCUCACCUCUAACAUCUUGACCUCUCUCUCCCUGUCUUAGGUAAAAGCUACCGCGAGGAGCAGUGUGAGGCUUUUAACGGGUUCAGCCUCAACACCAACCGUCUUACCCCCUCUGUGGUCUGGGUCCCCAAGUACUCCGGGGUCUCCCCCAAGGACAAGUGCAAGCUCAUUUGCAGGGCCAACGGCACCGGAUACUUCUACGUCCUUGCACCCAAGGUUAGUUAGCAGCCACUGUCCUAUUCUAUUUUGUUUUAUUCUGUUCUAUGUCCUCAAACCUAAGGUUAGCAGCAGGCACAUUUGAAAUCAUGAAGACGUGGUACAUGUGAGCUAGACGCAGCAGUGUUAACCACUACACAUUAGAGGUCUUCUCGGAUCCCGAAAUUGAGAUCCGAAUGGAAUUGGCCUGUGUGCAAAUGUAGGCAAUAGUUCCUCACUGUGUUUGAAAAAUCUUUCCAACACUCUCCUUCUUGAGAUGUGUAAGUAACCACUGCGCCCCCCCCCCCCCCCCCCCCCCCAAAAACACACACACAGACACACACAGACACACACAGACACACACACACACACACACACACACACACACAUACAUGCAGAUGAACUGACCUAAGAUAGCAGCGUCUUAAAAGAAAGGAGGAGGAGAUGGAGACAAGGCUUAUCUUGUUCAGACAGAGUGGUGUGGAGUGAGACAGAGCAGGAGCCCCAGUCACGGCAUGGAGUUGCGGGUUCCACAGUCCACAAACCUCCACUUCACGCUGCCGUCACACUAGCAGGCUGUCAGAGCAGGGGCAGAUAUGCAGAGAGACAUGAUAAGAGCUCUUACUGGUCAACACUGGAACAGAGUUUCUGAGAACAAGUAUGUUUAUUUUUAAAAUUGGGACUUCAAUUGGCUCCCAGUUUUGACCGGGUCAUGGGAAAAAAGGCAGUUGAGUUCAGUUGAGGCGGUACUCACAGACACCGUGUUGAGUUAUCAGCUACAUAUUUCACCAUGGCCCCGACCCUGCCAACACAGACUGUUGAGCGUACUGACCUGGUCGACUGCUUCCACUCUAGACAGGCUGAUCAUGCGUUAGUAGGGUCAUGUUCAGGGUGAGAGAACCAACUAUAAGGCUGUAUGUAAACUCUAUAUUUUGCUCAGUCUAAGCGCAUCACAGCAGGUCAGAACAGAGGGGUAUCCUACGACGCAAGCUAUAUCUACUCAGGGUUUUCUAAAGCUAACCAGCCUCAGUUAGCUUCACAUUCCAGCUCAGGCUUCAUCCGUACUACGACAGUGGAUAUUGCUCGUCCGCCUGUUGCUAACUCUAGCAGGCUUUUAACUGCACUUGCAUGUCGCGCUUGGCUAGUCGAACAACGAACUCUUCAUUGAGACAAUGCUGAAACAUCAAUCCAUGGGCGAGUCAGUGCCAAAUAUUCAUUUGUGCCGAAAUCAAAAUGAAAAAAAAGUUUUCUUGCAAAUUCAGCAGCCUAUGGUGUGAAAUAGGCUUUUUUAUUUUAUGACUUAUCUUUAUUUUAUUACUUAUCGUUAAUGCCGUCUUUGGUGUGCUUUGGUGUGCUUAUCAAUGCACAAGCAUAUUUUAUCCCCACUCCUAUCGAUAUUUUUUAUUUCUUUAUUAAGUCAUACAAAAGUGUUACAUUGCGUGAAGUUUUACAUUUAUUUUGUCAUUACUAAAUGUGUAAUGUGAUAUUUUAACAUUACUGUUUUUUAACACACAAAAAAACAUUUGAAUAAUAAAAUAUUUAAUCAGUCGUCUUUGCAAGAGGGACGGAAUCUGAUUUCAUUGGUCCUCAACUUGCGGCUCAGUCAUUUCACUCAGGGUAAGUGGAGUUAGCCAAGAGUUAGCCUGCCCGGAGCAGGUUAGUUCUGAAGAAUUCGUUGCCAUAGAAAUGUACCUGGCUAAAAGGUGAGCCACUUUCGUAUGACCGGUUAUCCCGAGUAGACCAAAGUUACCUCGCUAACUCCUCAAACCUGCUUCGUAGGAUACCCCUCAAACCUGCUUCGUAGGAUACCCCUCAGGUGUGAUAUUUUACAUGUACAGUUUGUGUAUGUCAUGUACACUAAUCUCAGAACCCAGAACUGAAUUGGCUAUUGAUGUUGCAUAACAUCUGUCCCUUGAGAUUAGUGAUGUACGUUUAUUCACAGAUAAUGUAACAAUUUGUUGAGUAAUAAAAUAUAUACAUCUCUGUAUCCCAGGUGGUGGAUGGGACCCCGUGUUCUCCAGACUCCUCAGCAGUGUGUGUCCAGGGGAAGUGUAUCAAGGCUGGUUGUGACGGCAAGCUGGGCUCCAACAAGAAGUUUGACAAGUGUGGCAUCUGUGGAGGUGACAACAAGAGCUGCAAGAAGGUGUCAGGACUCUUCACCAAACCCAUGUGAGUUCUAGGACCAUUUAUGCGAUUUCUCGUAGGUGUUUGGAGAACCAUCUUGUAAUGCAUAGAAGUCGUCAUUGUUUACAAAUGACACAAAUUCCUAUAACAGGAAUGGAUUGGAUGAAUUCCAUGUAAAAGGAAUGGUUUUGUAAACAUUGCUAUAACUGUUUAAUAACAGUGAUUUUACUGAUUUAUGAAAGUAUUCUAUUUCCCCCUCCCAGACACGGUUACAACUUUGUGGUCAUGCUGCCGGUGGGGGCAUCCAACAUUGACGUCCGGCAGCGUGGCUACAAGGGCCUGGUGAGUGAUGACAACUACCUGGCGGUGAAGAACAGCCAGGGCCAGUACCUUCUUAACGGGAACUACGUGGUGUCUGCCGUGGAGAGAGACAUCAUCGUGAAGGGUAGCCUGCUGAGGUACAGCGGUACGGCCGGCCUGGCAGAGACCUUGCUGGCUGUGAAGCCGAUCCGCGAGGCCCUCACCGUGGAGGUCCUGUCUGUCGGUCAAAUGACCCCUCCCCGCAUCCGCUACUCCUUCUACCUGGCCCGCGAGAGCAAGGACAAGAAGAAGGAGGACCGGGCGAGGUCACAUAAUAGUGUUCUAGCGGAGGAAGUGGGCGGGGGGCAGAAGGGAGGAGAAGGAGGGGACCUCCUGAAGAAGUCCUCAUACAGUAUCGAGGGGCCCAUUCCGGGGAAGUGGUCCGCGGCCAUGUGGGACGAGUGUUCGGUGACGUGUGGGAGCGGGGUGCAGGGGAGGCUGGUGCAGUGCCUGGGGCAGGACGGAGAGCCAGGGCUGGACUGUGACUCGACGAUGAGGCCCUCGGCCACCAGGGUGUGUGGGGACCCCUGUCCGGUGUGGGAGAUCGGGGUGUGGUCGCCCUGCUCCAGGAGCUGCGGGAAAGGCUUCAAGAGGCGGCCGCUGCGCUGUACCACCCAGACGGGGCUGCAGCUGCCCCGGGACCACUGCAGCGCGGGGAAACGCAAGCCACAGGAGCUGGACUUCUGUCACCUAAAGCCCUGUUAACACACCAUGAACCCUCCUAUUGUUCCCUCCUAGUCUACAGUACUAUUCCUCCUCAAUGGAAUGGUGUGUUUUUCAAAAAUGCAUUCGACAAAGAAAAGACAAAACCAAUAAGAAGAAACAAUCCCAUAAUGAUCCAGAACUUUGUUUGUGGUGUAUCUGGCAUCUGCCUGCAACAUGGGACAAAUGUGAAGAACAUGAAGGACACAAUGUUGUUGGAAACACAGAGAGACUGAGAGGGAGAUGUGCUGUAGUCUUUAGGUCAUUGGUUAGUUACAGCAACAUACCGGUAACACUUUUGAAGAGCCAAUAUUACAGAAAGAGUUGUUGUUGUUUGUAUUUUUUGUUACAAUCCCAAUGUAUUCUAGAUUGUAUACUAGAAUGUUCAUAUGCCAGCAAUCCAUCCAGUUGACCUGAGGUAUCUGGAACCAAUGCACCAUCUUGUCCCUCUCUGGUGUUGUAAAGUUCAGGUUCUGUGGGACAUAGCAGAACUCUAAGUCGCUGGCGAGCCAACUGUCCACACAGCUUUCUCACCUGCUUAUCCUGGAGCCAGACUUUUUGGGAAAACAUAAAGAAAACAGACAGUAUGGAAAGAUCAUAAUGCCCUUGUACUGCAUGAGAAGACUUUAUACUGCAAAAAUACUUAUUGUAUCCCCUUUACGUCCAGAGGUAGAAUAACAAUCAGGGAAAAUGGUUGUACUAUACAGAUUAUUGUACAGAGUAUUAUUGCACCGAAUAUUACCAGUAGAUACAGUAGCAUGGUAAUCAUUCCACACCUGGUUCUAGAAUUAACAUGUUCUUAUUACGAAUUCAUUUGGUAAGCAUAGAAUGUGUUGAUGCGAUAUCUGUUCCGUGAUCCAUGAAAAUAAUUGUUUUCCUAUUGUGUUCUGCUCCUCCACGACAUGAAAUAUGCCUACACAUUUUUUUAGCAAUGACAAAAAGGGGUAGUGCAAUGGGAUAUUAUAUCUGUUUCCCCUGUGCUCCUCUUGCAAACAAUACAGAAGAGCAGAAAUAAACCUGUACUUGGAUGCAGCAUAAGACAUUAACUUUCUACAGACUUCAGACAGACAGCAGAACUUCAGUAGCGGAAACUGUUACAGAAAUAGACGCUAAAAUCGUCCUAUUGGCUGCUUUAGAAAAAGCCCCAUACGGUAGUGUAGUCAGUCCCUAGAAGCGUACUGGGACAGGAAAAAGGAAAAUUGCUACCCACGCCUCUGUAGUCGUCUGCACUCUGUCACCACCACACCACUAUGUUAGCGAGAGAGAGCUCUCAGCGAUGUCAUCAUCCUCUAAGUUAGGCUGCGCCCAGCCCCACACUAAGUUAGGCUGCGCCCCAGCCUCUGACUUCACCGGCCGUUACCACGUUGUUCAGCUCAGCUCAGCUCAGCAGAGAACGAUGUUGACUCAGCCUGUUGCCUGAUUGAUUCCCCCUCCCUCUACACGGAUUGAAGUGGAUUUA